Messenger RNA from Hibiscus syriacus, 1638 nucleotides. Its product is annotated as WD-40 repeat-containing protein MSI1. The transcript has 4 exons. Bases 178 to 1452 code for a protein of 424 amino acids. The record is from RefSeq and is a predicted model, not a curated record. Gene Ontology annotation, biological process: regulation of gene expression. Gene Ontology annotation, cellular component: nucleus. Lineage: Eukaryota; Viridiplantae; Streptophyta; Magnoliopsida; Malvales; Malvaceae. Gene Ontology annotation, molecular function: histone binding.
UUUAGGGUCUGGAUAAGUGAAAUCCAUUCGCUCCAUUGGAGACCUUUGUAGUAAGAUUUGGGUCCCCAGACUAACCCUUUGCGGGAACUGGGAAAAGGAAGAUAAAAAGAAGGGGGGAAAUAAAAAUUAAAACCCCUAAAUCUAAAACCAGCAAACAGCAAUUCCAAAAAUUGAGAGAUGGGGAAAGACGAAGAGGAGAUGCGUGGCGAGAUCGAGGAGAGGCUGAUCAACGAAGAGUACAAAAUUUGGAAAAAGAACACUCCUUUCCUCUACGAUCUCGUCAUUACCCACGCCCUCGAGUGGCCCUCUCUCACCGUCGAAUGGCUCCCCGACCGCGACGAGCCUCCCGGCAAGGAUUAUUCCGUUCAGAAGAUGAUCCUGGGAACUCACACCUCCGAGAACGAGCCCAAUUACCUCAUGCUGGCUCAGGUCCAGCUUCCCCUCCAGGAUUCGGAGAACGAUGCUCGCCAAUACGACCACGACCGGUCUGACCUAGGCGGUUUUGGAUGCGCCAGCGGCAAGGUCCAGAUUAUUCAGCAGAUUAAUCACGAGGGGGAGGUCAAUAGGGCUCGUUAUAUGCCGCAGAAUCCUUUCAUUAUAGCCACUAAGACGGUCAGCGCUGAGGUUUUUGUAUUUGAUUACAGUAAGCAUCCUUCGAAGCCGCCUUUGGAUGGUGCUUGCAGUCCCGAUUUGAGGCUUAGGGGUCACAGCACGGAGGGGUAUGGGCUGUCUUGGAGUAAGUUCAAGCAAGGCCAUUUGCUUAGUGGCUCGGAUGAUGCUCAGAUUUGUCUAUGGGAUAUCAAUGCCACUCCCAAGAACAAGGCUCUCGAUGCUAUUCAGAUCUUCAAGGUUCACGAGGGUGUUGUCGAAGAUGUUGCUUGGCAUCUCAGGCACGAGUAUUUGUUUGGUUCCGUUGGGGAUGACCAAUACCUGCUUAUCUGGGACCUGCGAACCCCAUCAGUCACCAAACCCAUCCAGUCCGUAGUUGCUCAUCAGAGUGAGGUUAAUUGCUUAGCUUUCAAUCCCUUCAAUGAGUGGGUUGUGGCAACUGGUUCUACUGAUAAAACGGUUAAGUUAUUUGAUCUUCGCAAGAUCAGUACUGCACUCCACACCUUUGAUAGCCACAAAGAAGAAGUUUUCCAAGUUGGGUGGAAUCCUAAAAAUGAAACAAUCUUAGCAUCCUGCUGUCUUGGUAGAAGGCUCAUGGUUUGGGAUCUUAGCAGGAUUGAUGAAGAACAGACACCAGAGGAUGCCGAAGAUGGUCCACCUGAGUUGCUCUUCAUUCAUGGUGGUCACACCAGUAAAAUAUCGGAUUUUUCAUGGAACCCAUGUGAAGAUUGGGUUAUUGCUAGUGUAGCGGAAGAUAACAUCCUUCAAAUAUGGCAGAUGGCAGAGAAUAUUUACCACGAUGAGGAUGAUGUACCGGGAGAUGAAUCUGCCAAAGGUUCAUAAAUGUAUUUUUCUCCCCUGUUAGUGGGUCGGAGAACCAACCGGGAUAGCCUGGGAGGUUGACAACUUUAGGAGUAAAUUUAGCUUGUUUUCAUAUGUUUUACAGUUCUGUUCUCAACUCUUUCUUAACUCCGACUGAAUUGAUGUUUGAUCUCAUGUGUUACUGAUAUUUAAUACAUGUCUUGUAUU